ACUCCCCAUGCGUCGUUUGCGUACGCAAACAAAUAGCAUGGCAGACCCUUGAAAAGCAUAUUUAAACUUUCAAAAUAUACUUCGAAUAGUCUAAAUAUUCAACUCGUUUCCAAGGAUUACGAGGUAUUUUUUUCUGCUUUGCAGCCGAUAUAAACGACAUGGUUAUGGAAUUAUGGCACGAGCUCCUGGGCACUUCUGCGCCGUCCCAUGUCUGCAUUCUGGCCUUGACAGUAUUCGUGGCCGUCUAUUGUCUAAUGCACACAUUUCGCAAACACCAGGAUUUCUCCAAUAUUCCUCCUGGUCCUAAACCAUGGCCAAUAGUUGGAAAUUUCGGCGGGUUUCUGGUUCCCAAUUUCAUCUGGAGGAGGUUUGGAGGCUGGGGAGAGAAGGACGUCCCAAUGUCAAAGACACGAGCUCUAAUUUCGCCUCAGGUUAUUAUCACGGAACAAGCUAAGGUUUACGGUAACAUCUACAGUAUGUGGGUAGGGAGUCAGCUGGUAGUAGUACUGAACGGAUAUGAAGUGGUCAGGGAUGCCCUCUCAAACCGGGCAGAUGUGUUCUCCGACAGACCAGAGAUUCCCACCGUUACCAUCAUGACAAAGCGGAAAGGCAUAGUUUUUGCACCUUAUGGACCAGUAUGGAGAAGGCAGCGCAAGUUCUGCCACACCACGCUGCGGAACUUUGGCCUGGGCAAGUUGAGCCUGGAGCCCUGUAUCCUUGAGGGGCUGACUGUGGUCAAAUCUGAGCUGCUGCGUCUCAGCGAGGAAGAUACUGAGGGUUCAGGAGUGGACCUGACCCCUCUGAUAACUAACUCUGUGUCCAACGUAAUCUCCUACAUCGCCCUGGGCCAGCGCUUCCACCACACUGACCGGGAGUUUGGCGCCCUGCUGGACCUGAUGGCCCGCGGCCUAGAGAUCAUUGCCAACAGCGCGGCGGUCCUCAUCAAUGUCUUCCCCCUGCUCUACUACCUGCCCUUCGGUGUCUUCAGAGAGGUACGGCAAGUGGAAAGGGACAUCACUGCCUUCCUGAAGCAGAUCAUCACCAGACACAGAGAGACGUUAGACCCAGCCAACCCCAGAGAUCUCAUAGACAUGUACCUGGUAGAGAUGCUGGCCCAGGAGGCCGCUGGGGAGACAGACAGUAGCUUCUCAGAGGACUAUCUAUUCUACAUCAUAGGAGACCUCUUCAUCGCUGGUACUGAUACCACCACCAACACAGUGCUGUGGAUGAUGCUCUACAUGGUCGUGUAUCCAGAUAUCCAAGAGAGGGUGCAGGCGGAGAUCGAUGCAGUGGUGGGCCCAGACAGGGUCCCGUCUCUCACUGAUAAAGGCAGCCUGCCGUUCACGGAGGCCACCAUCAUGGAGGUGCAGAGGAUGACUGUGGUGGUCCCCCUGGCCAUCCCUCACAUGGCCUCAGAGACCACAGAGUUCCGUGGCUAUACGAUCCCUAAGGGCACAGUGAUCAUCCCCAACCUGUGGUCUGUCCAUAGGGAUCCCACUGUGUGGGAGGAGCCAGACGACUUCAACCCCUCUCGUUUCCUAGACGACCAGGGGAAUCUCCUGAGGAAAGAGUGCUUCAUACCAUUCGGAAUAGGACGCAGGGUGUGUAUGGGCGAGCAGCUGGCUAAGAUGGAGCUUUUUCUGAUGUUCACCAGCCUACUACAGGCCUUCAGUUUCAGACUGCCAGAGGGGCUGGCCCCUCCUCCCAUGCACGGGCGCUUUGGCCUCACCCUGGCCCCCUGCUCAUACACUGUGACUGUGAGGCCCCGGCGGUGAGGCCACCAGACGAACAACAACCGCUGACACUGUAAUUAAGCCAUAAGGCACAAGAGGAAGUGGUGUAUCAUGAAUACAGUCACAGGUAAACGGCGCUAGUUGGCCCGAUGUGACAGCAUCAGCCAGUCAACCCAUUUGUCUGUAACUGUAUUCAUGAUACUGCCUCGUGCCUUAUUGCUUUUAUAAAACUGUUACUAAAAUAACAAUGAAUAACAUAUUUUAAUUAAAACAUUAUUUUGAUAAGUCAA
Messenger RNA from Oncorhynchus keta (chum salmon), 2023 nucleotides. RefSeq names its product cytochrome P450 2U1 (gene cyp2u1). The transcript is spliced from 6 exons. Bases 159 to 1775 code for a protein of 538 amino acids. Gene Ontology annotation, cellular component: cytoplasm; intracellular membrane-bounded organelle. Gene Ontology annotation, molecular function: oxidoreductase activity, acting on paired donors, with incorporation or reduction of molecular oxygen, reduced flavin or flavoprotein as one donor, and incorporation of one atom of oxygen; heme binding; iron ion binding. Gene Ontology annotation, biological process: xenobiotic metabolic process. Lineage: Eukaryota; Metazoa; Chordata; Actinopteri; Salmoniformes; Salmonidae. The record is from RefSeq and is a predicted model, not a curated record.